CUGUGUUAGUCCGUGGUACUACGGUUGAAGUCUGUGUUCAUCAUCAUCAUGAUCAUGCGUGAAAGUUUCUGUGACUCACGAGUCACGGUCCUGUGUGUGCGCGCGUGCGUCGUGUGUGUCUGGGGAAUAAAUAAGUGUCGUGUAAAAAUCAUGCGCUUCCAAAUGGCGCGAUCUGGGGACAAGGACAGGCUUGAAGCGCACAUCCUACCUGCAGGAGGGUGUGUGGAAAAACACGAUGAGUGACAAGCGACAGCGAGUCAGAGUUCAAGGUUCAUGGGCGAAAUCGACCCCUCCCCAAAGAGGUGGUACUCACAGAAGUGGGGGAGAUGCAGGUCCUUGUCAGCUUAAGGCUGGGAACUGGGGUGACGGGCAGCGAACGUUUGAGUUUCGUCAACCAGCAAAGCCCUUGAGAGAGGUACCAGCCGAGAAGGUCAUAGAGCAUGCAGGGGAAUAUGAAAUCAGCCAGGGGCCCACAGGUGUGUCCAGGCUGCGGCUCUUCCCGGGGUUCCUGUCUCAGGAGGAGGCCGACUGGAUGUUCAGCAGGCUCUACGCCGAGUUGCCCUUUUCGCAGAAGACCAACUUGAAGCACGGUCAGGCCUACGAUGAGCCCAGACUCACCUGCUGGUACGGAGAGCUGCCCUACACCUACUCUAACUCUACCCUGGAGGCCAACCCACAGUGGCACCCGUUACUGCUGCAGCUGCGGACGAAAGUAGAAAAGGCUGCAGGACGAUCCUUCAACUCUCUGCUGUGCAACCUGUACCGCGAUGGGAAGGAUAGCAUUGCUUGGCACAGUGACAGCGAGCCCUCCCUCGGACCCCAGCCCACCAUCGCCUCGCUCAGCCUGGGAGACACGCGCUGCUUCAGUCUGCGGAAGCAACCCACACUGGAGGAUGGUGGCGACUACACAUACGUGGAGCGGUUAAAGAUCCCCCUGGCCCAUGGAACACUUCUGCUAAUGGAAGGGGCCACACAGGAGGACUGGCAGCACCAAGUAGCAAAAGAGUACCACGACCGUGGGCCUCGGAUCAACCUCACUUUUCGCACCAUCUACCCAGAACCGAGGAGAGGAGGAAGAAGAUGAGGAGGGCGAAGAGAAGGACGUGUUGUGAGUCGAGGGUACAAAGUGGUGGGGGAAGGCCCUCAGUCACCCAGUGACCAGACGGGUUGAUGUCGACCGCAGUGACUCUUCACCCAGUCACCUGAAGUCCACUGUGAGGUGAUGGGCCAGUCUGUGAUUGCAAAAUGUUCUGGUGGUUCUGUUUAUGGUGCUCUGUGCGUGUGUGUGUGUGUGCGCGUGUGUGUGCGCGCUCACGCGUUCUUGCAAACAUGAUGUACGAGGCAAAAGUUAAAGGUCUUUCAGGGUUCGGGGAACUACAAUGUUUUUUUUGGAUUCUCUGAACUGAAAAACAGACAUAAUUUGCCAGGAAAAAUAACAAACACGGUUUUGUCCUGAAUAUGUUCUUUUGGAAAAGGUCAGAGUAGGAGUUAAUAAGUAAAUGUUUAAAAUUGUUCGGCUUCACAUCUUGCAAAGCUAAUGAGAUUAAAAUGAAGUUUAGUGUGAGGUCAGUUUAAAAAAAGUUAAGAACAGCUUAUUUCUGGUCUCCUUUGUAAUGUAACUUAUGAGCCAAGAAAGAAAAAAAAACGGUUAAAAAUAUGUCCCCAGAGGAAUAUUUCUUUUCUUUUUUUUUUUUUUUGCUUGUAUCCCACACUGAUGUGACUUUGUUGGCUGCGCAGACACUGCUUGGUAAAUAAACUGGACUGAAACAUGAAG
This is a messenger RNA of Scleropages formosus (Asian bonytongue), 1774 nucleotides long. RefSeq names its product alkB homolog 3, alpha-ketoglutarate dependent dioxygenase (gene alkbh3). Gene Ontology annotation, molecular function: dioxygenase activity. Gene Ontology annotation, biological process: DNA alkylation repair. NCBI's taxonomy places the organism in Eukaryota, Metazoa, Chordata, Actinopteri, Osteoglossiformes, Osteoglossidae. The record is from RefSeq and is a predicted model, not a curated record. The transcript is spliced from 10 exons. The coding region runs from base 236 to 1084 and encodes 282 amino acids. Gene Ontology annotation, cellular component: nucleoplasm; mitochondrion.